AAUUGGAAUCGGCGAGUGGAGGGGGGGCGACUCUAGCUGUCAAAAUCCGCCCGUUGUCUACAUCUACAGUGUUCCGAUUAGUCACCCGCUUUUCAACGGCGUCUUCCCUUCUGGACCACACUCUACGCCCUACUUCACGAAGUUUUACCUCAUAAAGUUACAAUGUCGUAUCAGUGAAUUCUCAUGACGAACGGGCAAAUUUCAAUAGAUCAACGGGCCAAGUUUUGAUAAUUGGUUAAUGGGUGGUUUGGCAAUGAACUUCAUGCAACGUCCUAUACGUGGAUGGCUUCAUGACGAUGAAGUUAUUCGAAGCACGGGCGUCAUUUAUGUCGUUAGAUAUAUCGGAUGCAUGGAAAUUCUAGCAUCGAUGAAACUUUUGGACUAUGAUACUCGCUUCUUGGUCGCUAAGGAGUGUAUUUACAGGGUUUGUGAGGCAGCAGGUUUAAAAGCUCCUGAUAGGCGGCGGAAGGUUGAGAAACGAGUUGCAAGAUCUCUUGGAACUAGAGUUAAGUCUGAUCAUGUCGGAUUUAACGUAAUUCUUAAUAUUUCGUCAAAAAAUAUUAGUCUAAAAACUGUUGAAGGGAACAAUCAAGUUUGUGUUCAUGACAUGCCCAAGAUAUCGUUCGCCUCUGGAGGAGAUGCAGAAACGUUGGACUUUGUUGCUUAUGUUGCAAAAGAUGACACUGAAUACAGAGCUUGUUAUGUUCUCGAAUGUGGUAGAGGUUUAGCCCAAGAAGUUAUAACGACAAUAGGGCAAGCAUUCAAUUUAAGGUUUAAAGAUUACCUUACAGGUCCAGACAUUCGUAGUACGUCAUCAAGGGCGAAUCGAUGCCAGGAUGCAGAUAGGGAAUAUUACAAUGAUCUUCCUGGGAAAGUUCCACCUGAUGUUGCCCCCCUAAAAGAAUCAAUUCCACCUCCAGUUCCACCACUCCCAAAAACCAAUCAAUCGUUUACAAAAAACAGUAUGUCUUCGCAAAGGGGUAUGUCUUCGUUACUGCUGUGUAUAGAGCGUCUUCCCUCAACUAAUUUAAUAGAUCUAAAUAGUGAAUUACCACCACCACUUUUUAAUCAUCACUAUGUCAAUGAUGUUAUUUUUAAUCCUCGCCCAGCUCCGAGGGAUGUCUUCGAUAUGCAACCUUUUGAAAGCAGCUUAUCAAACGAUGUUCUUCAAUUACAAAAUGAAGAGUGGUUUCAUGGUGUGAUCGAUAGAGCACAGGCUGAAUCAAUGCUCAAACAGGAUGGAGAUUUUCUUGUGAGAGAGUCCAGCACUACGACUGGGCAAUAUAUUCUCACAGGACUUCAGGGAGGAACGAAAAAACACCUUCUCUUAAUUGACCCUGAAGGGAUGGUAAGGACAAAAGACCGUAUGUUUGAAAAUGUUAGCGACCUGAUUAAUUACCAUUGUAACAACCAGUUGCCAAUAAUAUCAGCAGAGAGUGCACUUGUGCUUCGGAACCCAAUACCGAGACCUAACCUUUAGUAUUCUAAUUUUUUCUAUUUAUAACGUACAUUUAAACGUUUUUUGAAUGACGAAUCUUCACAAUUCAAGUUCUUUCCUGAGUAAGAUUAAUUUUGUUUCACAUACUUUUACAAAAAAAACAAAAAACAAAAAAAAACAGUUCCUAUAUUUCUUUGUUAAAAUCUGCAUGAUUUUUUUUGUGACCAAUUUGUUGUGGAAGAUUUAAAAAAAAUAUUAGGUUAGAUAAAUGAACAGCUUUAAUAAAAAAUCCCAUUUUAUUUCUUAAAUAGCAAAUAGAAAUUUUGUCAUCACAAAUGGAGCGGAGAUUCUUAUCGAUACUUCCUCCCCAUCCCUAUUUUCUCUAAACAAUUUAAUUUUUAUAAACACAUAGUGCACAAUUUUUACUUACAGAGAAGUAUUUAUUAAAAAAACGUUCUUUGUAGUAAAGGAUUGUAAAUAAAAUAUUUACCGAAUGUAGAAUACUAGAUUUGUGAGUUGUACAUGACAUUUCAAGUUAAAAGUGAUUUUCUGUAAUAAAAUUAACCAGUUCCAACCUACUGUUCUUGACACUUUUUUGUUUUAUAACCGAAACGUUAGGUGACUACUGGGAUGGAACAAGUUUUAACAAAUAAUUCUUCAUGAACUUAUUGUCCGCACACAAUUUUGCAAUAAGAGGCAAUACAUUAUUUUACUCUUACUCAACUAUUUUACUGGAUUAUAAAAUUACUCUCAUUGGUUAGUGAGUUAAUGAUCUGUAAAACUAGAUUUAAUAUUAUCAAGGAUCAACCCAGAAUAAAACCAGCAAGAGAAAGACUAACAUAUUAAGGGUAGAACUGUGAAAUAGUAUAGCUUGACUCAUAUUUUUAGUUAAUUUGGUAAUAAAAUAUUUUAAACUUUUGUGUACAAAAGCAAAAGUUACCUUUCGUCUCCUAUUACAAUGUACUGUUUUAUUCUGGAUUAAUAUAAUGUAUUGUCCUCAAAUGUUUAUUGAACUAAGUUUUGUUUUCUUUUGUAAAAUGAAAAACAUGAAAACCUCUGUAAGUUAUAGAUUUAACAUGCGAACUAUUUUUAAUAUUUUAACAUGUGUUUUAUUUAAAUUAUUUAGAAACGAAAACUCAUUUGGCUGUAAUUAUUGUAUUUCUUGUAUAUGGACAGUUUGUUUAAAUUUUAUGUUAUUAACUCAUUUGCAUCAUGAUUCGAAAUAUGCAACCAAUUUAAAAUGACUGCAUCACCAAUCAUGCUUUUUAAAGAAAUCUUACAAAUGUUUUAUUCUCUCUAUUGUUUUAUCUUUAAUAAUUUUAUAUAUCAUGCUUUUAUACUAAUUUCAUUACAUAAUUUAAAUAUUAUUUUGAUUUCAUCCAGAUUAUAUCUGGCUCUAUGUGUUAAUUUUUAAAAUUUUAACUAAUCAAAAGUCAUGCAAAGACUUCUUGACACAUCUUUUGUACUUGGCUUAUGCUUUAUUGUAAGACAAAAGAAAUAUAUAUUUUUAUGCUUGAGUCCAAAACAGACAGGUUUUUAAAUAUUCAAUGUUUAUUUAGUUUUUAUUUAUAACAAUAAAUAAUAUUCUUGUUAUUCCUCUUUCUGAAUGCAGAUGGGUUAAUUAUCCUCUUUUUUAGUUCUUUUUAAAGCUAUAAAUUAAGGUUGUGUUACACAAAAGAAGAUUUAAAUCAGCAAUAAUGUUAAUUAAUGCAGAAGUGCUAAAAAUCAAUAAAUGUUGGGGGUAUUUAAUAUUUUGAAUGUGUUAAAUGUAUUUUCUUAAUCUGAAAUUAUCGUUGCCAACAAACCGUAAUUAUAGCUAAGUUAUUAUCUGUUCUUGUAAAUUUAUAUACAAACUGAUUUGGUAAAAAAAUAAUGGCUGUUGAAUUAGGCAUGAAAACGUAUAUUUAAAGAAGAAGAAACAAAAAAAAAA
This is a messenger RNA of Cimex lectularius (bed bug), 3368 nucleotides long. It is a transcript of the gene Shc, whose product is annotated as SHC-transforming protein 1. The coding region runs from base 239 to 1480 and encodes 413 amino acids. Gene Ontology annotation, molecular function: receptor tyrosine kinase binding. The record is from RefSeq and is a predicted model, not a curated record. Gene Ontology annotation, biological process: intracellular signal transduction; cell surface receptor protein tyrosine kinase signaling pathway. Gene Ontology annotation, cellular component: plasma membrane. The transcript has 12 exons. Lineage: Eukaryota; Metazoa; Arthropoda; Insecta; Hemiptera; Cimicidae.